Messenger RNA from Drosophila yakuba, 1259 nucleotides. Its product is annotated as PI-PLC X domain-containing protein 2. Bases 105 to 1061 code for a protein of 318 amino acids. Gene Ontology annotation, biological process: lipid metabolic process. The transcript has 2 exons. NCBI's taxonomy places the organism in Eukaryota, Metazoa, Arthropoda, Insecta, Diptera, Drosophilidae. The record is from RefSeq and is a predicted model, not a curated record. Gene Ontology annotation, molecular function: phosphoric diester hydrolase activity.
CGCCUCUGGUUUAUUUAUAGACAACCUUAAUAUCAACAACACUUCAUCGGUGUAUGUCAUAUAUUAAUCUUCAGGGAAAGAAUUAGGAAGGACGAGGAGGCACCAUGUCCAAGGAUCACUGGAUGAGGGAUCUGCAAAGUGAAUUGCGUGACCUGUCCAUUAUCAAUCUGGCUAUACCAGGUUCCCACAAUUCGAUGACAUAUGGCAUAAAUAGCAAGUCUGAACUAUCGCCAGAUGCGGAAACUUCCAUUAGGCGAUGGCAUCGCUUCUUUCCCUGUUUCGUCCGCCGUUGGUCCAAGACGCAAUCUUCUGGGAUUCUGGAGCAACUGGAGUUUGGAGUGCGGUACUUUGAUCUAAGGAUAGCCCAGAAGGAUGACAAGUUUUACUACUGUCAUGGUCUCUUCGCUAUGGAGAUUUUCGAGCCGCUUUUAGAGAUCCGCCAGUUCGUCGACUCCCAUCCAGAGGAGGUGGUUAUACUAGAUCUGCAGCACUUUUACGCCAUGACAAUGGCUCAGCACCAGCAGCUGCACAAGGAUCUGAUCCAGUUUUUCGCCCAUCGUCUGUACUCCACGGUAGAUGGUUCCCUCAAGGAUUGUACUUUGAAUAGAUGUUUGGAAAUGCAUCGGAGCGUGGUGAUCAUCUAUAGGCGAUGUCCCAUUCCGCUGCCGCUCAGAUUCUGGCCCAGUUAUGCGUGGCCCACUCCGUGGCCCAAUAAAACGAGUGUCAAGAAGCUGCAAUCCUUUCUGGAGGACUCCCUCCUCUCGCGACAGCCCCAACAGGGUUAUGUCUCCCAGUGCCUUAUCACGCCCACACCUCGCUACAUCGCCUUACGGCUCUUCUUCACCCUAAAGAGCGCAGCAAAACGGGUGGACAAGAAGCUGGAGCCUUGGAUUCAGGAACAGAUUCCAGGUCCCUUCGAGCCAAACGACGAGCCUAGGGUAAAUGUGUUUCUGGCCGACUUUGUAAGCCUUAAGGACGGACAGUUCUGCGAUUGGGUAGUCAAUCUAAACACAAAAUUACUGGAGCAAUUGGCUGUGGAUAGAAAUCUAGAGUCCACUUGAAAGCGUGGCACAGAAAUGGCCGAAAGAUGGAUAUUUCCGCUAUUGUAGGAAAGGCAGAGGGAAGUUAGCCUGUGGUGAUUUUAUUAUUUUUAAAAGCCAAUAUUUGGAUUUUACUACAAAACAAAAGCAUUCUUUGAAUAUUAAGUUGUGUAAGACCGAAAAUCAUGAAAAAGAAUAAGUGAUUUAUUUGAUAAACUA